AUGGUUGCGCAAUCGCUGGCCUCGCUAUUGCAGCGAGCGUCGAUUGACGAUCACGAGGAAGUCCUUCAGUCUUGCAAUGCAGCACUCGCCAAGUCGAAGUCAGAUCUGAAGGCGCAACAUAUUAAAGUCGUUGCUCUUUUGAAACUCGACCGCUACGAAGAAGCUCUCAAGACAUUCCAAGCUGGAGGUGAUGCCCUAAAGAAGAGCGCAGGCUUGGAAUACGCCUAUGCAUCAUACAAAUGCGGAAAGCUUGAAGAAGCUACGGAAGCUGUAACUCGUGCUGCUUCUGGGCGUGGCACUAGCCACCUCGAGGCUCAAGUGCGGUAUCGUGCCGAGAAUUUCAGACGCGCAGCUGAAAUCUACGAAGAAUUGUCGAAGGAUACAUCUUACAGCCACGAGGUUAACGACCUGAACAUCAACUCGUGGGCCACUGAUGCACAGCUCCAAUGGAAAGGAGAGCCGGAAUUCGUGCGCCACGACCGAUUGUCGCGGGAGGAUUUGGAAUCAUUCGAAAUAACCUACAACGCAGCUUGCCUGAACAUUGCAAAGGGCGCAUUGAAGCAGGGCGAAGUGUUGCUUAACAGAGCUCGAGACAUUUGCCGGACAUCGGAGGAUCUCUCACCAGAAGACAAGACCGCAGAGCUACUACCAAUUGCAGUGCAGCAACUUUAUGUCCUGAUCCGACUUGGAAAAUUGGAAGAGGCCGAGGCGGUUCUGAAAGACAUCUCUGUGGAAGAAAUUUCCGAGUUAUCGACCAAAAAGAUCGCCCGCAACAAUAUCGUUCUCGCUCGCCCAACCGCUGUCAACCCCUACAUUCUAUACAAGGCCCUUCAUGACACCCCAGAUGCCACCAACAACGAUAGGCUGUUCGAAUAUCAAGACCGUGAUCUGAUCGGCAACUCGCAUGCCGCAGACCUUCUGGUCCAAAAAUACGAUGGCAUAAUCCGGUCCACAUCCAAGGCGCUGUCAAAGCGCCCAAGCCCGUCCACAGACGCUAUCCCUAACCUCCUAUCUGUAUCCAACGCAGCAGCCCAUGCCAAAGGCCUAACAGACUCCAAAGCCAUUAACCACAUUGCUCCAUUGCUGGAGCGACGGCCCACAGACAUCGGACUGCUCCUGACAGUCGUGCAACUCUAUGUUAGCGGCGGUAACACCACCUCUGCCAUCACAGCCAUGGAGCGAACGCUCCGCAUCCUGGAGGAUUCAAACAACUCAGUCCGCUUCAACCCAGGUCUCCUCAGUGUUCUCGUCUCCCUGUACCAGCUCGAAGGCCGCAGGGUUCAGAUUCGGACCACCCUCGCACAAGCCGCCUCCUACUGGCGCACACAACCCGAGCCUUCCGUGUCUCUCCUCCGCGCAGCAGCUGCUUCCCUUCUCCACUCCGAAAACCGCUCUGACCUCGCUACAGCUGGUGAGCUGUUCCGCUACCUGCAACAGCAAGAUCCCAACGACACCAUCGCCAUCGCCGGCUAUGUCGCCUCACAAGCAACCCUCGAUUACGCGCAGGUCGAGUCUCAACUCGACAGUCUUCCCGCAGUCAGUGACUUGAUUGCCGAUAUCGAUGUCGCAGCUCUGGAAUCCGCUGGCGUCUCUCCAUCUGCGUCUUCUGCUGCCGCAGCAGCUGCCGCUUUCGCAGGUGCCCGCAAGCGCACUGCAGCUAGCGCUGGCGACCGCGCUAACAAGCGUGUCCGCAAGUCCCGUCUCCCCAAGGACUUCGAUCCCGCCAAGAAGGUGGAUCCCGAGCGUUGGCUCCCUAUUCGUGACCGCUCUUCUUACAGGCCCAAAGGCAAGAAGGGCAAGCAGCGUGCUGCAGCUCUUACACAGGGUGGCCCCGUCAACGAGAAGGCAGAGGAGUCUGCUCCUCAACAGCAGCAAAAGCCCAGUGGAGGCUCUAAUGCUAAGAAGAAUAAGAAGAAGGGCAAGCGGUAA
This is a messenger RNA of Penicillium paradoxum, 1929 nucleotides long. RefSeq names its product signal recognition particle subunit SRP72. The coding region runs from base 1 to 1929 and encodes 642 amino acids. Gene Ontology annotation, cellular component: signal recognition particle, endoplasmic reticulum targeting. Lineage: Eukaryota; Fungi; Ascomycota; Eurotiomycetes; Eurotiales; Aspergillaceae. The record is from RefSeq and is a predicted model, not a curated record. Gene Ontology annotation, molecular function: protein binding; 7S RNA binding; ribosome binding. Gene Ontology annotation, biological process: SRP-dependent cotranslational protein targeting to membrane. The transcript is spliced from 4 exons.